UAAACAAACCGCAUGGCUAAUGGCGGAUCGCGUUGGGCGGGAGUGGUGGUCACGUACGUGGCGGUUUUAAUUGCGAUUUUCCUGCCAUUUUUGGUAAUUGUGUUAAGGAAACGAAGACAAGGAAAACCUCUGAGGCUAAGAGCAAUGCCAUCGUCAUGUGCUGCAUAUGGAUGCACGUCCCGGGCAGGCAAAGAUGUGGUGUCCUUUUUUCGGUUCCCGAAGGACGCAGACCGUCGGCUUGCCUGGGUCCAAGCCACCAGAAGAAAGGGAUUUGUCCCAUACGUGGGCUCAAGGCUGUGUUCAAAACACUUUGUGACAGGAAAACCAAGCAUGGACAAGUGUCAUCCAGAUUACAUCCCAAGUCUCUUCAACUUUCCGAAGUCCCAGGGAGCCAAAUCUGCGGAUUCGGGUCAGGUCAAGAGGGCUGACCGUGCCGCAGCCAGGCGGAGGCUGCCUUUGAAAGAGAAUGAUGGAGCUGCUGCUGCUGAAGAUAGCGUUGUGAGACAAGAUCAUGCAGCUGCACACACAGAGGACGCAACUCCUGGCACAGAGAUGUCAACAGAGACUGAUACAACUUCCGAGCCAACGAGGGAUGCAGCAACAUCUACAGCAGAACUACCAUCAGAGAUCCAGCGACAGCUGGUCAUUUCAAGCCUCAUUCAGCGUAUUGAGGAUUUGGAGGCUGAAAAUGCAAAGCUUCGAGCUGAAAAUGAUAAGUUGCGUGGAACUACAGGUUUUUCAUACAACCACAUCAAAGAUAAUGAGCCAAUGUUUAAAUAUUACACUGCAUUUCCAUCAGUGAGGGUUUUCUUGUGGUUCCUCAACCUACUGACCACAUGUUGUCCAUCUCUGUGCAGCGGGCCUGUAGGUGCCCAUGACAUGGUCCUGAUGACAAUGAUGAAGCUGAAGCUCGCAUUGACGCACCAGGACAUCGCAUACCGCUUUGGGUUGUCCUUGGCUCGGGUGUCUAGAACUGUGAACCAUUGCUUAGGGAGCAUGGGCUUUGUGUGUAGGAAAAUGAUUGUUUGGCCAGACAAGGAAACGGUCAUGAGCAAUUUGCCGCUGUGCUUCAGACACCCAAAACUGAGGAAUGUGAGGGUGGUUUUGGAUUGUUUUGAGGUGUUUACUGAUCGCCCCAAAAACCUGUCAUGUAGAGCCAAGACCUACAGCAACUACAAACACCACAACACAUAUAAGGUGUUGUUGGGGAUUUCUCCUGCAGGUGCUAUCACCUUCAUAUCAGAGUCUUGGGGUGGCAGGGCCUCUGACAAGCAUAUCAGCUUAUGUUCUGAGUUGCUGGACUUGAUGGAACAGGGUGAUACCAUUCUAGCUGAUCGUGGGUUCACGAUCAAAGAGGAGAUGGCUGUGUAUGGCGUGCGUGUGAUCACCCCUGCCUUUGUAAAAGGUAGACCGCAGAUGAGUAGCUCUGAUGUCGAGACCUCACGCCUCCUUUCUAGAGCAAGGAUUCAUGUAGAGAGAGUGAUAGGUCGCAUGCGUGGAAACUUCAGGAUCUUGAAGAUGUCUCUGCCUGUGAUCAUGUUCCCUCAGGUAGAUAACAUUGUUGCUGUCUGUGCUGCUGUUACCAACUUACACAAGAACAUUGUUACAUGAAGCUAAUCUGGUUACAGGUACCUACUACUAGUGUUCAUGUGGGACGGGUACCAACUCUAGCUUCAUGACUGCUUGCCAGUAAGCCCAACAAUAUGUGCUGUCAUUAGUUUUGCUCGCUCAUGGUGCCUUGCUACUUUUUGUACCAUCAACUCAAGUCAUAUUUGUUGUCAUCUAUGUGCUGGAAGUCAUUUGUUGCCUGCUUAUGGUGCCUUGCUACAUUGCGUAUAUUCAAGCAUAUUUGUUGUCAUGAAUGUCAGAUGUUGCACGUCUUUCAAUACAAGACAAGUCAUGAA
This is a messenger RNA of Amphibalanus amphitrite, 1904 nucleotides long. RefSeq lists its product as uncharacterized. Lineage: Eukaryota; Metazoa; Arthropoda; Thecostraca; Balanomorpha; Balanidae. The transcript has 3 exons. The record is from RefSeq and is a predicted model, not a curated record. The coding region runs from base 13 to 1611 and encodes 532 amino acids.